AUGUCCAGCGAAGACUACUACGUGAUCCUCGGGAUCGAGCGCACUGCAUCAGAUGCCGAGAUUAAGAAAGCCUACCGAAAGACCGCUUUGCAAAAUCAUCCCGACAAGAACCCAGGCAACGCCGAAGCAGAAGCCAGAUUUAAGGCUGCCACUGAGGCCUACGAAAUUCUGAGCGACUCCCAGAAACGAUCAAUUUACGACCAGUAUGGUAAGGAGGGUCUCAAUGGUGCCGGCGGCGGCAGCGGCAUGCCCGCCGAGGAUCUCUUCGCCCAGUUCUUCGGAGGCGGUGGUUUCGGUGGCAUGGGAGGCAUGUUUGGCGGCGGCGGUGCCAGCCGUGGCCCUCCCAAGGCGCGCACCAUUCAUCACACUCACAAGGUUUCGCUCGAGGACAUUUACCGAGGAAAGGUCUCCAAGCUUGCUUUGCAAAGAUCCAUCAUCUGCCCCAAGUGCGAUGGCCUUGGCGGCAAGAAAGGUGCUGUGAACAAGUGUAAUGGCUGUGAUGGCCACGGUAUGAAGACCAUGAUGCGCCAGAUGGGUCCCAUGAUCCAGCGCUUCCAGACCGUCUGCCCAGACUGUAACGGUGAAGGUGAAAUCAUCAAGGAGAAGGAUCGUUGCAAGCAGUGCAAUGGUAAGAAGACCAUUGUCGACAGAAAGGUCCUGCACGUUCACGUUGAUCGCGGUGUGCGAAGCGGCACCAAGGUCGAAUUCCGAGGCGAGGGUGACCAGGCUCCUGGAGUUCAGGCCGGCGAUGUUGUUUUCGAAAUCGAACAGAAGCCUCAUGCGCGAUUCACGCGCAAGGAAGAUGACCUGCUCUACAAAUGCGAUAUUGAGUUGGUAACUGCCUUGGCUGGUGGUACCAUCUACGUCGAGCAUCUCGACGAUCGCUGGCUGGCGAUUGAUAUCUUACCUGGCGAAGCUAUCGCUCCUGAUUCCGUCAAGAUGGUCCGUGGUCAAGGUAUGCCCUCGCACCGUCUCCACGACAUGGGUAACCUGUACAUCCACUUCAACGUCAAGUUCCCCGAAAAGAACUGGACUGAAGAUGAGGCUGCUUUCGCCCAGCUUCAAAGAAUCCUACCUCAACCUUCUGUCCAGAACGUGCCUCCCAGCGAGGCUAUGACCGAGCCCGCCGAUCUGGAAGAAAUUGAUAGCCACUCACAAAGCCGAGUCUUUAGCAGCCCUGGCAUGGAAGAUGAUGAUGAGGACGGACAUCCUGGUGCUGAGCGCGUCCAGUGUGCAUCACAGUAA
Messenger RNA from Pochonia chlamydosporia 170, 1245 nucleotides. Its product is annotated as chaperone DnaJ. Lineage: Eukaryota; Fungi; Ascomycota; Sordariomycetes; Hypocreales; Clavicipitaceae. Gene Ontology annotation, biological process: response to heat; protein refolding. The record is from RefSeq and is a predicted model, not a curated record. Gene Ontology annotation, cellular component: nucleus; cytoplasm; cytosol. The transcript has 4 exons. The coding region runs from base 1 to 1245 and encodes 414 amino acids. Gene Ontology annotation, molecular function: Hsp70 protein binding; ATP binding.